Messenger RNA from Daktulosphaira vitifoliae (grape phylloxera), 4480 nucleotides. RefSeq names its product ubiquitin carboxyl-terminal hydrolase 7 (gene Usp7). Gene Ontology annotation, molecular function: protein binding; cysteine-type deubiquitinase activity; cysteine-type endopeptidase activity. The transcript is spliced from 23 exons. Gene Ontology annotation, cellular component: nucleus; cytosol. Lineage: Eukaryota; Metazoa; Arthropoda; Insecta; Hemiptera; Phylloxeridae. Bases 198 to 3695 code for a protein of 1165 amino acids. Gene Ontology annotation, biological process: regulation of protein stability; protein deubiquitination. The record is from RefSeq and is a predicted model, not a curated record.
UUCGAGUACAGCCAUCUUGUUUGUUAUUCCAUUUGUGUGCCGAUACGCUGUCCUAUGUAUUAAAAGACCGCUAUCGCUAAAUACGAAUUUCGAACGUUUUCAUCGCGCGGGUUGCAAAUAUUUUUUCUAUAACGUUUCUUGAAUGGUUGUAACACGCUGGUUUACACGCCACCAAAUCACUUUGUCGAUUGUGAUGUAUGUUAGAUGCAUAUAUUAUUUUGUUUGACGAUAGCAGAAAAAAAAUUGGGCGUACACUAAGUAAACCUGUCAAGUUUGUUUUUGUCGACGGCGAAAAAGAAUUUUCGGAAUACAGACGUACCCUAGGGUUCGGUAAACGGAUAAAAUCUAAAACAUUCAAAACGAGUCCAGUUCAGAAUAUUAUGAAUCACAUGGUCGAACGUGACAGUCAGAAUGACGCGCCGGAAGAAAUGGAUACCACCGAAGUUAUAGAAUUUGAUAGCAAUAUAUCUCCUCAAAUUAUGCGUAACAAUCACGAUGCUUCUGUUAUAAAUGAUAUAGAUAUUCAAGGAUCAGAACUACCUUCUUCAGCUGAUAUUGAAAUGGAAGAAGAUAAUGCUCGACCAGAAGCUACUUUUCGUUAUGUAAUUGAAAAUUUUAGUAAAUCUAAAGAGCAAAGACUAUCCCCACCUUGUUAUGUCCGUGAUCUUCCAUGGAAAAUUAUGAUAAUGCAUAGAAUGGGACAGGACAACAGGUCUGCCAAACCUACUCAGCCAUCUGUAGGAUUUUUUCUCCAGUGUAAUGGUGAUUCUGAAAAUAACUCCUGGAGUGUUAAUGCAACUGCUGAACUUCGUGUGAUAUCUCAAAAGGACGGUGUUUCAAAUGUAGAAAGAAAAAUUCAGCAUUUAUUUUAUCCAAAAGAAAAUGAUUGGGGAUUUAGUUUUUUCAUGUCAUGGGAAGAUAUUACUGAUGAAUCCAAAGGAUACAUUAAAAAUGAUACUGUUAUAUUUGAGGUUUCAGUAUCUGCUGAUGCACCACAUGGUGUAAGUUGGGAUUCUAAAAAACAUACAGGUUAUGUUGGAUUAAAAAAUCAAGGUGCCACAUGUUAUAUGAAUUCUUUACUACAAGCAUUGUACUUUACUAAUCAACUUCGUAAAGCUGUUUACAAAAUGCCUACUGAAAGUGAUGAUAGUAAUAAAAGUGUUGCACUAGCAUUACAAAGAGUGUUUUAUGAACUACAAUUCUUAGACAAACCAGUUGGUACUAAAAAGUUGACUAAAAGUUUUGGGUGGGAAACUCUUGAUUCUUUUAUGCAACAUGAUGUUCAAGAAUUUUUAAGAGUGUUAUUGGAUAAAUUAGAAAAUAAGAUGAAAGGUACAUGUGUCGAGGGAACUAUCCCUAAGCUCUUUGAAGGAAAAAUGAUAUCAUAUAUUAAUUGUAAAAAUGUAGAUUAUAGUUCCAAACGAACUGAAACAUUUUAUGAUAUUCAAUUGAAUAUUAAAGGAAAAAAGAACAUAUAUGAGUCAUUUCAAGAUUAUAUUCAAGUUGAAAUAUUGGAUGGUGAUAAUAGAUAUGAUGCUGGAGAGUAUGGAUUGCAAGAUGCAGAAAAAGGUGUAAUUUUUUCAUCUUUUCCUCCUGUAUUUUAUUUGCAUUUGAUGCGAUUUCAGUAUGACCCUGUAACUGACAGUUCAGUUAAAUUUAAUGAUCGGUUUGAGUUUUAUGAUAAAAUUAACUUGGAUGAGUAUUUAAAAGUAAAAGAAAACACUCCAGCUGAUUACAUUUUGCAUGCUGUUCUUGUUCAUAGUGGAGACAAUCAUGGUGGACAUUAUGUUGUUUUCAUAAAUCCCAAGGGCGAUGGAAAAUGGUGUAAGUUUGAUGAUGAUGUUGUUUCACGUUGCCCUAAAGAGGAAGCUAUAGAACACAAUUUUGGUGGUCAUGAUGGGGAUGAAAAUAUUAUGCCAAUAAAACAAUGCACAAAUGCUUAUAUGUUAGUUUAUAUACGAGGUUCUGAAUUAAAAAAUGUUUUACAAGAAGUUACAAUUAAUGAUAUACCUAAAGAAUUGGUGGAGAGGUUGCAAGAUGAAAAACGUAUUGAAUCUAUACGCCGUAAAGAACGUAAUGAUCUCCACAUUUAUACAAAUAUUCAAGUAUUUUUAGAAGACUGUUUUGAUAGCUACUUAGGAGUAGACUUAUUUGAUUUAGAACAACCUACAUUUAGAACAGUCAAAGUUAAGAAAUCCAGUAAUUUGGAUGAAAUACGACAACUCUUAGCUGAAACAUUUAAGUAUGAUAUGAGCCAAAUAAGAAUUUGGCCCCUUGCACCUAGUAAAUUUGAUUCUUUGAGACCUAUGUAUCUUGAUCCUGAAGAGAAUGGAUCUAAAACCAUUCAAGAUAUUCAAGAAAAUACAGGAUCUACUUGGAAUAUAUGGCUAGAAUUAGUUGAGCCUGGUGUUAGUUCAUUGUUACCUUAUGAUAAGAAUCAGCUACUAUUAUUUUUCAAGCUUUUUAUACCAGAAGAAAAACUUUUGGUUUAUUGUGGUUAUCAUUUUGUUAGUUAUGAAGAUUCAUUAGAAUCUCUCACUAGUUUUAUGAAUGAAAGAGCAGGAUUUGAUCCUGGUACCAAACUUGCAUUUUAUAAAGAAGUUAAUAAAGGGGAAGUUGAAAGAAUAACAAAACUUGAAGACCCAAUUGGUGAAUUCAUGCCAAAUUUGUAUGGAGAAAUAUUAAUUUAUCAAAAAGAAGAAUGUUUAAGAAAUUAUCCCACUGUUAUUGAUCACUUCAAGAAUGUAAAUGCUCAGGUGUAUAUUACAUUCAGUGAUAAAUUGAUUCCUGGCGAUCCAGGUUUUAUUAUAGGAUUGUCAAUGUAUAUGACCUAUCAUGAAAUGUUGCAAGAAGUUGCUGAACGAGUUUCUGUUGACCAACGAAAGUUACAACUUUAUUUCAGCAUAACUGGUCAAAAAGAAUGUCCUGGUGAACCAAUUAAAAACUCUUAUAAUGGUCCUAUAAGAGAGCUUAUAUCCAAUAAUAGUGGUAAACGAUUUCCAAAAAAAUUUUUCUACCAAGAAAUGCAUAUGCCAGUUGAUGAAUUAGAGAGUAAAAGACCAGUUAAAAUUAUUUGGUGUGGCCCAAAAUUAAAAGAUGAAAGAGAAAUAAUUUUAUACUUAAAUAAAAAUGACAAUUCAUGUUCUCAUUUUUAUGAAGUCUUACAAUGCAGUGUUGAAUUGUCUCCCGAAGGUUCUGGACAAUUUAGAACAUUAGAAAUAAUGUCAGCUAAAAUAAGCAAAUGGUUUAACCCUGGAGUACGAAUGCCCGAUAUUAAUGCAGUGUAUCCUGCAAAAUAUUAUAGGGUUGAAGAAAUACCAAAAGAUGAAUUGGAAUUGAAUGAAAAUGAAUUAUUAGUUCCUGUUAAUCAUUUUUCCAAAGAAGUGUACUCAACGUUUGGAACACCUUUUCUAAUUAAAAUUAUUCAUGAAGAAACAUUGGCUAAUGUAAAGGAAAGAAUUACUAACAAGACUGGAAUUCCAGAUAAAGAACUAGAAAAAUAUAAAUUCGCAAUAUGUCAAGGAGUUAGAGCAAAUUUCAUUACCGAUUCUCACAUUAUGAGUUUACAAGAUUUCAAAACGUCACCAGCUAAUCAAAGUCAAGGACAGCGACCCUGGUUAGGUAUGGAACAUCCAAAUAAAACUAAACGUACUCGGUUGAAUUAUUUAGAAAAGGCUAUUAAAAUUUAUAACUAAACAUUUUUGUUAAAAAAAAAAAUGUUUGAAAAUAUUAAAUCUGAGUAGUGUCAUGGUGAUAAAAUGAUGAUAAACCUCUUUACCUACGUGUGUAAUUUUUGUGUUUGAUUAAAAUUUCUGUUCUAUUUAUAUACAACUCUGCUUAAUUAAAAACAAUUUUUAAGGUACUAACUAAACUAAAUUUUAUUUGAUGGAUCAUAGUACUUAAUACACAUAUUUUAUUUUAUAUGUAAUUUUCAAAGUUAAUUUAACUGUAUAUUUUAAAUUGCUAUUUGGACUCGACCAUUCAGAAUUUAUAAUUUUAUUAAAAUUUCCUUCAUAUGUGUAAAUGUAGAAUAAAAUUUCUAUGUCACAAUAUUUGUGUUAUAGUAUCGGAUUUACAUAAAAGUAUAAAUUACCCUGUUGUAACUUGGUUUGUUAAUCCUUAUUGGUUAAUAACCAGUUGUUUUUGUUAACUUUUAAAGGGGUGGCUAUUCCUAUUAUUUAUUUGAGUUUUGAUUUAAUCUGAAAAUUAUCUUCAGUUGUCACUGAAACACUUGUUAAUAAGUGAAGUUGAGUUAAAUGCUAAAUGAAUUAAUAUAUUUAAACUUUUGUAGUAGUAUUUCACUUUAGACUACUUGCAGAUCAUGUGUGGGUUAAAGUUGUAAAUCCUUUACUAUUAUUGUAACAGAUUUGUUAACCUUAAUUUCGACCUGCCUAUAAAAAAUAAAUAAUAGAUUUAAAAUGUUAAUUUAUUUUUGGAAGCAAUGUAAUUGUGUAAAUAAAUUCAAUUAUUUGUUUUUAUA